This is a messenger RNA of Yamadazyma jaroonii, 876 nucleotides long. NCBI's taxonomy places the organism in Eukaryota, Fungi, Ascomycota, Pichiomycetes, Serinales, Debaryomycetaceae. The record is from the annotation of a GenBank genome assembly.
AUGAAUAAACUGAUGAUUGAGUUCCAUGAAUACUUAAAAUCAUGCAAACGAAUAGUGGCAUUAUGUGGAGCAGGUCUUAGUGUGUCAUCAGGAUUGCCUACAUUCAGAGGGAGUCAAGGAUUAUGGAAGAAUUUUAAUAUGAUUGAUUUAGCAACACCUGAUGCAUUUUAUAUAGAUCCAGGAUUAGUUUGGCAAUUUUAUUCUUGGAGAAGAUAUCAAGCAUUACACAGUCAACCUAAUAAUGGACAUAAAGCAUUGGCGAAAUUACUGAAACUUGAAAAUAUUGAUUUUAUAACGAUAACCCAAAAUGUUGAUGGAUUAUCUAUACGAUCAAAUCAUGAUAAAUCCAAGUUAUAUGAAAUUCAUGGUUCGUUAUUCGAAUUGAAAUGUACAAGUUUUACAUGUAACUAUAAAGAUCAUAAUAAUUUCAAACAUCCAUUAACAAAUGCAUUAAAAGAGACAGAAGAAGAAUUUGAAAAUGUACGGAAACGGAGAUUUCAAGAAGAUCAAUUAAACAGUCCACAAUUUAACCCCGUCAAAGAAAUUAAUGAAGAUGAAUUACCUAGAUGUCCUAUUUGUAAUGAUUUAUUAAGACCUGGAGUAGUUUGGUUUGGUGAAAGUUUAUCAUUAUCGAUUUUGAAUCAAAUUGAUAAUUUUAUUGAACAAUCCGUCGACUUGAUUUUAGUAGUAGGAACUAGUGGUACGGUUUAUCCUGCAAAUAGUUAUGUUGAUAGGGUAAUUCAUCAAGGAGGGAAAGUGGCAAUAUUCAAUACAGAUAUUGAAGAAAGUUCAUUAAAAGAUAAUGAAAUUUGGGGAUUCAAAGGCGAUGCAGCGGAAUUAUUACCCAUAGCUUUGAAGCCGUUGAUUGACGAGUAA